Molecule: messenger RNA, 2196 nt
Organism: Engraulis encrasicolus (European anchovy)
Lineage: Eukaryota; Metazoa; Chordata; Actinopteri; Clupeiformes; Engraulidae
Gene: st6gal2b
Product: ST6 beta-galactosamide alpha-2,6-sialyltranferase 2b
Exons: 5
Coding region: 182-1540 (452 amino acids)
Biological process (GO): sialylation
Cellular component (GO): Golgi apparatus
Molecular function (GO): beta-galactoside alpha-2,6-sialyltransferase activity
Source: RefSeq, a predicted model, not a curated record
AUUGUCAUUCAGUGUAACGGAUGCCUUCUGCUGACUGUAACUGUAAAAAACAUGACUCUUUUUAUUUAUUUAUUGUUACAGGGAAUUCAUGAAAGCCCCGGCUGUCAUCCAUCCACUUGAAACAAUUUAAAAAUCAUGUUCUUUUGCAGUUACAGUCGGCGGAAGGUGUCCGUAACACUGAAUGACAAAGACGUCUUUGACCCACUGGUAUUUUCACUGUGUGUACUUUAGGACCAGCAUGAGGUCCAUGAAGCGGCGUGUGAAGAAGCUGGAUAUGGUGACAUGGCUGCUGUUCCUCAUGGUGGUGAUCCUCUUCGUCCAGAUGACCCGCGUCUACAGCUCCAUGCCUCUCAUCCCCAGCCUCCCAUGGUCACGUGACACGGACGACUUCCAGGAUAGGCUGGAAGCCAUCCUCCACAGACCCACCUGGAUGCCCGAGAGCUGGGACAAGCAACAUCCCGACCUGGAACGGUACUGGAGGGAGGAAAGGUUAAGGCGGCAGGUGCGCAAGAGGCUGAGAGGGACGUCGUUGGGGCUCACCCGCAGCGAGAUACGAACCAGGUUUGCGAAGCGCGUCCUGGAUCGCCUCCGGAAGGGGGACAUGUCCAACGAACGGAUGCUCAGCCUCCUCGUGCGCGGGCAGAUUCAGCACUACUCUUUGGAGAACAAGUUCAACGUGGUCUCCAAGAGGCAGCGUGAGACAAGCAGGUCCAGCAGGGAGGAGCUGCUGUGCCAGCUGAAGAGGCAGGUGGGGAGAUGGACCCUCAGCGGGACGGAGGAGCCUUUCUCCGGCCUGGGCUGGGCCAAGCUGGUGCCCAACGCCACUGUGGAGCAGCUCUACGGGGAGCGUCUGAAAACGUGUGCCGUGGUCUCCUCAGCUGCCUCCAUCAUCAACUCCGGUCUGGGAAAGGAGAUAGACUCCCAUGAUGCAGUGCUGCGCUAUAAUGCUGCUCCGACAGAGGGCUAUGAAGAGGACGUGGGCACCAAAACCACCAUCCGUGUCAUUAAUUCCCAGAUUCUUGGCAGUCCGAGAUUUAAUUUUAGUCGCAGUGAACUCUACAAAAACGUCACCCUGCUAGCAUGGGACCCUGGACCAUAUAAUGGAGACCUGCACAGGUGGUACCAGGAGCCGGAUUUCGACCUGUUCAGUGCGUACGUGGAGCGCAGGCGUCGUAAGCCCAGCCAGCCCUUCUACAUCCUGCACCCCAGCUACCUGUGGAGGCUCUGGGAUGUCAUUCAGGGAAACACCAAGGAGGACAUCCAGCCCAACCCCCCCUCCUCUGGCUUCACAGGCAUCAUGGUGAUGAUGGCCCUGUGCGAGCAGGUGGACGUGUACGAGUUCAUCCCGUCCCGCCGCCAGACGGACCUCUGCCACUACUACGACUACCUGGAGAACCGGGCCUGCACGCUGGGGGCCUACCACCCGCUGCUCUUCGAGAAGGCCCUGGUGCGACGCCUCACCCACAGCACCGAGAGGGACAUCGGGGUCAAGGGGCGGCUCAGCCUGCCGGGUUUCAGGACCAUCCAGUGUGACACGUGACCUACUGUACGUACAUGACCCAGUGCUUAAUUUGAGGGGGAGCAAGGGGGAGCUAGCUCCGGAACCUCAGACGAGAGCUCCGGAACCUUGGAUGGAACCUCAUGGAAAGACAUCACAGACCCCCCCCCUCGGGGGGAGCCACCCAUCCUCUGCGCUCCGGGACCUCCCGCUUGACAAAUUAAGAACUGACAUGACCUGUCAUGGCCAGUGUGGUGGUGUCUAUGAUGUAGGCACCCCAUAGAGUUCAGGAUUAUCCAUUGUGACACGUGACCUACCUAUGGCCUUGUCUAUGAAAUAUGCACUUCAUAGGGUAGGAGAGGCCGCACUACAGUAUUUAGGGAUGAAGGGCUGCCUCACUCUGCCAGGCUUCAGGACCAUCCAAUGCAAGACGUGACCUAUGGUCUUGUCUAUGAAGCAUGGACUUCAUAGGUUUACAGGGUAAAAGUUACAUUGUGUGACUUACAGUGUGUGACUUACAGUGACCUAGGGUGUAGCUGUGUCUAUCAAGUCGACACUUCGCAAGAAGCGAGUGAUAUAGUCAUGACAUACUGUACUGCCAGGGUCGGAUUAAGAUGGCCCGGGGCCCCUAGGCUACAGGCUGCUGUGGGGCCCCCCAGAAGCCAAAUUUCGUAUGUAGACAGUGUCAUAAUUACGAG